Chelmon rostratus (copperband butterflyfish) is the source of this 2594-nucleotide messenger RNA. Its product is annotated as V-type proton ATPase catalytic subunit A-like. Gene Ontology annotation, cellular component: proton-transporting V-type ATPase, V1 domain; lysosomal membrane. The transcript is spliced from 15 exons. Gene Ontology annotation, biological process: ATP metabolic process; proton transmembrane transport. Gene Ontology annotation, molecular function: proton-transporting ATPase activity, rotational mechanism; ATP binding; ATP hydrolysis activity. Bases 135 to 1988 code for a protein of 617 amino acids. Lineage: Eukaryota; Metazoa; Chordata; Actinopteri; Chaetodontiformes; Chaetodontidae. The record is from RefSeq and is a predicted model, not a curated record.
GUUUUCUUCCCGUGACAGUCUGGUGCCUGGCAGGUGAUUAGCACAGCGAAGCUCCUCCUCUGCCUGCGACUUAGAGACAAACCUGGAGAACAACAUAUCAAGACAAGGAAUUCUGCAGGACAGAAACGAACAAGAUGGAUACUUCAAAACUCCCCAAGAUCCGAGAUGAGGAGCGGGAAAGCCAGUUUGGAUAUGUACAUGGGGUUUCUGGACCAGUGGUGACUGCUACCGCUAUGGCAGGAGCAGCCAUGUAUGAGCUGGUUCGUGUAGGUCACAGUGAGCUGGUGGGAGAAAUUAUCCGUUUAGAGGGUGACAUGGCCACUAUCCAGGUCUACGAGGAGACUUCUGGUGUGUCCGUCGGUGACCCUGUCCUUCGGACGGGGAAACCCCUCUCUGUAGAACUGGGACCGGGAAUCAUGGGCUCCAUCUUUGAUGGUAUCCAGCGUCCACUGAAAGAUAUCAACGACCUCACUCAAAGUAUCUAUAUUCCAAGAGGAGUAAACAUUGGUGCUCUUAACAGAGACCUUAAAUGGGAAUUUAGCCCCAGCCAGAGCCUUCGGGUUGGCAGUCACGUGACAGGUGGCGAUAUCUACGGCAUGGUGUUCGAGAACUCUUUAAUAAAUCACAAGCUGAUGCUUCCACCUCGCAACAGAGGCACCGUCACCUACGUAGCUCCGCCUGGAAACUACGACAUUUCUGAUGUGGUUCUGGAGCUGGAAUUUGAAGGCGUGAAGGAGAAGUUCACCAUGGUGCAGGUGUGGCCGGUCCGACAAGUCCGCCCAGUCACAGAGAAGCUACCGGCUAAUCAUCCGCUGCUGACUGGUCAGAGAGUUCUGGAUGCGCUUUUCCCUUGCGUGCAGGGUGGUACCACUGCUAUACCAGGUGCCUUUGGAUGUGGGAAGACUGUGAUCUCGCAGUCCUUGUCCAAGUACUCCAACAGUGACGUCAUUAUCUAUGUCGGCUGUGGAGAGCGUGGAAAUGAAAUGUCUGAAGUGCUGCGGGAUUUCCCAGAGCUCACUAUGGAGGUUGGUGGCAAGGUGGAGAGCAUCAUGAAGAGAACAGCACUGGUUGCUAAUACAUCCAACAUGCCUGUGGCUGCCAGAGAGGCCUCAAUUUAUACAGGCAUCACACUGUCCGAAUACUUCAGAGAUAUGGGCUACAAUGUGAGCAUGAUGGCCGACUCGACAUCUCGGUGGGCCGAAGCGCUCAGAGAAAUCUCUGGAAGAUUAGCUGAAAUGCCUGCUGACAGUGGCUAUCCUGCUUACCUGGGCGCGAGGCUCGCCUCUUUCUAUGAGCGCGCCGGCCGUGUGAAGUGCCUGGGAAAUCCAGAGAGAGAAGGCAGCGUCAGCAUCGUAGGAGCUGUGUCACCCCCUGGUGGAGAUUUCUCGGACCCUGUCACGUCAGCCACAUUGGGAAUUGUUCAGGUGUUCUGGGGAUUGGACAAGAAGCUGGCCCAGAGAAAGCAUUUCCCUUCCGUAAACUGGCUGAUUAGCUACAGCAAGUACACACGAGCUCUGGAUGAAUAUUACGACAAACAUUUCCCUGAGUUUGUUCCUCUCCGCACAAAAGCCAAGGAGAUUCUACAGGAGGAGGAGGACCUGGCUGAAAUCGUGCAGCUUGUAGGCAAGGCUUCCCUCGCUGAAACUGAUAAAAUCACUCUAGAAGUGGCUAAGCUCAUUAAAGAUGACUUCCUUCAGCAGAACGGUUAUACCCCCUACGACAGGUUCUGCCCCUUCUACAAAACUGUUGGCAUCCUCUCGAACAUGAUUGCGUUUUAUGACAUGGCCCGGCAUGCGGUGGAAUCCACAGCACAGAGCGACAACAAAAUCACCUGGGCCAUGAUCAGGGAGCACAUGGGAGAGACCCUGUACAAAAUCAGCUCCAUGAAGUUCAAGGACCCUGUUAAGGAUGGUGAAGCUAAGAUCAAAGCAGACUUCGCCCAGCUGCUGGAGGACAUGCAGAACUCCUUCCGGACCCUGGAGGAAUGAGCUUCCUACCUCACAGCUCCUCUCCCAAGCAUCCAAACCCCGGUGCAGUGCAGCAUAGUGCAGAUUAAAUGGCCCGUAAAUGUCUGCCUCAGUCAUGUGAACUCCUUGAUUCCUCUGUGUUUACGUCCCCUUAAACAUUCCGCACUUAUGUCCAUUUCAUUUUGUUGAUUUGUGACUCAUCUACUUCAUGAACAGUACUGGAAUCACCUGAAUACAGCUGCUCUUCACUCAGCCCACUGCGUAGCACUUACAGAUCACUACACCUUCAUGCUGUGGUUACAAUCAGAGGGCCCCGAUCAGGUGCUGUUCUUGCACUUAACCAAUAUCCGCAACAAAGAGUGGAACAUUUCUUUUCCCCCAGAUGUGACAAUGAUCAAUACAUUAUUAGAACACAUGGGUAAAGGGACAGGUGCACUGUGUUGCUGUAUAUCAGGGGGUUAAAGGCAUUCUCCCAACUCUUACCUCUCUCUGCGUGAUAGUGGUGUUGUGGACUAUAUACUUGAUAUUGUGUAAAAAUGUGACUGAAUGAGUCUGUUAGCGUGUUGUAACAGAUGUCUGAAUAUUAUAUUUGUGGUGCGUAACUCUGUCCUGAAAUAAAUGUAAAGA